AUGCUCGACAUCCUUCUGUUCCGCUCCGAGCAGGGCGGCGACCCGGACCUCGUCCGCGAGUCGCAGCGGCGGCGCUACGCCGACGUCGCACUCGUCGACCAGGUGAUCGAGUACGAUCAGGAGUGGCGCAAGACGCGCUAUUCGCUCGAUCAGGCGCUCACGACGCGAGGCAAGACGCAAAAGGAGAUCGGCGGCUUCAUGAAGAAGAAGGAGACGCCGCCGCCGGAGCUGCUCGAGCAGAAGAAGGCGAUCGAGGAGGAGAUCGCGCAGCUGCAGGCCAAGGAGAAGGAGUGCAUCGAGCUGCGCGACUCGACGAUCGGCAAGAUCGGCAACCUCGUGCCGGACGACGUGCCGGUGCACGACGACGAGGAGCACAACGCGGUGGUGCACGAGUUUGGCGAGUUCAAGCGCGAGGACUGGAUGCUCUCCCACUACGACCUCAUCCAGAUGGCCGGCCUCGCCAACACCGAGCGCGGCUCCCAGGUCGCCGGCUCGCGGGGCUACUUCCUCACCGGCGCGGGCGUGCUGCUCAACCAGGCGCUCAUCUCGUACGCGAUGCACUUCCUGACGUCGCGAGGCGCGACGCUGCUGCAGACCCCCUUCGUGAUGAACAAGUCGCUCAUGUCCAAGGUGACGGGCGCCUCCGAGGACCAGUACCUGAUCGCCACGUCGGAGCAGCCGAUCUGCGCCUACCACCACGGAGAGUGGAUCGACGACAAACAGCUGCCCAAGCGGUACGCGGGCUACUCCACCUGCUUCCGCAAGGAGGCGGGCUCGCACGGGCGCGACCAGCUCGGCAUCUUCCGCGUGCACCAGUUUGAAAAGGUGGAGCAGUUUGCAAUCACCUCGCCCGAGGGGAAGACGUCGUGGGACGAGCAGGAGCGGAUGAUUCAGACCUCGAUGGACUUCUACCAGUCGCUGGGCAUCCCAUACAAGGUCGUCAACAUCGUCUCGGGCGAGCUCAACGACGCGGCGGCCAAGAAGUACGACCUCGAGGCGUGGUUCCCCGGCUCGAACGCGCACCGCGAGCUCGUCUCCUGCUCCAACUGCACCGACUACCAGUCGCGCCGCCUCGAGGUGCGAUUCGGUCAGACAAAGACCGAUGACGGCAAGAAGAAGUACUGCCACAUGCUCAACUCGACACUGAUCGCCACCGAGCGCGCCAUGUGCUGCGUCAUCGAAAACUACCAGACGCCCAUCGGCAUCCGCGUACCAGACGUGCUGCAGGAGUACAUGGGCGGCGUCGACUUCAUCCCCUUCGUCAGCCCGCCGCCGCCGCCGCCAAAGCUCAAAAAGGGCGAGAAGCCGCCGCCGCCGCCGGCGCAGCACGUCCCGACAAAGGAGGAGGUUGCCAAGGCGGUGGCCGAGGCGCGGGGUCCGCGGGUGGCGCUGCAGCAGUACAUGGACGCAAUCACGCCGCAGCUCAACGACGCACUCAACGCGCUGGCGCGCGAGCGGCCGGAGCAGCCGCUCGAGGCGCUCGCAUCGCUGCUCGCCGCCGCGGCCGCCGCGCAGCCGCCCGCCGCCGCACAGCCCGCGGCGGUUGCGCCGGCGGCGGAGGCGGCGCCCCCCGCGUUUGACGAAGCGGAGGACCUCAAGAAGAAGCAGGAGGAUUUGGCGCGCAAGGCCAAGGA
This is a messenger RNA of Emiliania huxleyi CCMP1516, 1634 nucleotides long. RefSeq names its product Seryl-tRNA synthetase. Gene Ontology annotation, cellular component: cytosol. The transcript is spliced from 10 exons. Gene Ontology annotation, biological process: seryl-tRNA aminoacylation. Lineage: Eukaryota; Haptophyta; Isochrysidales; Noelaerhabdaceae. Gene Ontology annotation, molecular function: ATP binding; serine-tRNA ligase activity; tRNA binding. The record is from RefSeq and is a predicted model, not a curated record. The annotation marks the transcript as partial.